CUAGACAGCAGACUGUGUGUGUGUCUGGCAUUAGCAGCCAGGUAGCUCCCCUGUGGAGGGGAUGAAAGACAAAGUUGGGGCUGGUCUGUCCCACUGACCUGGAGGUAUUUGGAGCAGCGGUGAGAGCAGAAGGGACAAAAUAAAGUUGAGCUCUCGAUUGCUUGAGACAUUCACCAAAAAGGUGUGAAUGCAAAGAUGAUGUCAGCACAGCUCUCUCACCUCUCUUCUCCAGGGAGAAAGCCCUCUCAAGCUGUCUGGGUGCUGCACUCCCAAGCUUACCCAGUGAGAAUCUGGCUAUACUGUGGUGCUACCGUGACAGCCAAAGUGGCUGCUUAAGGCAAUAGAAACAAAGAAAAUACCAGGAGAGACUGCCAACAGAAAGGGGCAAUGAAGAUAGACAAGCGAUCAGAGAAGUGUCUAUCAGAGCUGCGCAGUGCAGCAUGAUGAGCCCUUCUAUAGAAAGUCACAAGCAACAAGGACCACAUGUUCCUUCAAAACCUAUCCCGGACAAGCCGUUGCCUGCCCUCUUGUAACCCGUAUCCGGAGGAGCAACGACUAAGUCAGCUUAGAACCUUCUUUUGUCUUGUUUGUGCCUGUAAUGGACAAGGAACCAGAUACAAUGCACAUGAUACAUCCAAGACCAGCGACAGCCACAAGGCCAGCAUCUGCUCAGAAGGAGUCCAACAUGAAAUGUCCAGACAGCACAGUGUCAGUAGGGCUUCUCUGCAGCUCAGCCCAGACCUGCUUGUGGCCAGAGCUGCCUCAGCACAUGACCAUCCACAGUGUACAAAAUGUGCUACAGCUGCUCAACAUGGACAAUGUGUAUGUUACUUGGAUGCUUUUCGAGGGGACAUAAAAGAUGCAGACCUCGAGGCCAAGAAAGCGUGUGAUUGGCUGCGGGCCGCUGGGUUUCCUCAGUAUGCCCAGCUUUAUGAGGAUUCCCAGUUUCCCGUUGAUAUCUCCUGUGUGAAGAGAGACCACAGCUUCCUAGACGAGGAUUCCCUCAAAUCCCUGUGCAGGCGGCUAAUGACACUUAAUUCAUGUGCUCCUAUGAAGCUGGAAGUUCAUUAUCGAAAGCAAAAUGAAGACUCUGAUGAAGAUGACCAGUGUGCAAUCAGUGACCGCUGGGCCUUCCAGAGGGACCAGGGACGCUGGUCUCGUCUGGACUCCGUUGAACUGCUGUCUCCGACAUAUGCUGGGCCACCAACCAUAAAGAGUACUUCAAGCCGUGACAGUAUCCUGACAGACCUCAGCACUGAACUGGAGGCCACAUCAUUACAGAGUGCAGGUAGCAGCCGGGGUGGCUUGGACAUUGUGGUAACUCCCCCACUGGGUAUGUCAUCAGUGUCCAGCUCUCCUGCUCCCUCCAAACCAUGUAGGAGCCUUAGCGACCAGUCUUUGGCUCCUCAGCGCAGAGGACUUAAGGAGAAAACCAAAAAGAGGAAGACCAGGGGAUUCCUGAAGCGAAUGGAAUCCCUACGCAGAAGAGAAAAAGACAAAGGCAAAAAGGAAGUGCCACCAGAUGGUGCUCUCGACUCUGGAAGGGAAAACCUGAGCUAUGCCAACCACUGUGCAGAUGAUUUCCCGGUAUUUGAGAAGGACUUCCUCCAUCCUGGUUAUAGGACUAAAUGUGCAUCUAGUGGCAGCAUUAGAAAGCCUCACCUAGAUGGCCAGUGCAGGGGGGUUUACUUGGAAGACUUUGAGAUGGUCAGAAAAGAUGGCUUGCAGCAGAGAAACUCUCAAAAGUCUGACCGUCUUGUGUGCAUCCCUACAGACCAUAAGCCUGGAACAUUUCCUAGGUCUUUGUCCAUCGAGAGCCUGUGUCCAGCCAGUCGGGUACCACUGGAGAGCUGGAAAAUGGGCAGUAAAUCGUUGGGACAGUCGGUAUGCAGCAGUAUGGACUCGCAUGGCCUAGAGGGAAGGCCAAGAAGGGGUUCCUGCAGUUCCAUAGGUAGUCGUUCAAGUAUCUAUGACAAUGUGCCUUGCUCGCUCUCUGGUAGUAGGGAUCUCUUAGAGUUGGGAGGAAGCAGUGAUCUCUUUGGCCACUUGGAUGAUGUCCUUAAUCACGUUCGGGGUCUCCAGCGGAUGGUGGAGCUGUGGUCACGAACUGUAUGUCCAGAGCUUGAUGAAGGCACUGACUCUGGGGGUGAACAGGCUGGGCAUCUAGCCUAUGAGGAGAGAUCCAUAUCAGAUGUGGGGACAUCAGCCAGUGACUUUGACAGUACUGGCAACUCUCUUAAUGAGACAGAGGAGACAGAGAUGAGAGAGAGGAGAGACUCUGGAGUCGGAGCAUCAUUAACCAGGCCAUGCAGGAAACUCCGCUGGCAUAGCUUUCAGAACUCACACCGGCCAAGCCUCAGUUCUGCAUCCCUGGAGAUUAACAGGCAGUCGGCGGCACAGCUCAACCUCCUGCAGAAGCUCUCCCUGCUUAGACUCACCGCCAUCAUGGAGAAGCACUCGGUGCCCAGCAAGCAGGGUUGGGCAUGGACAGUGCCCAAAUUCAUGAAGAGAAGCAAAGUUCCUGACUACAGAGGUAGAGCUGUGUUUGGUGUCCCCCCAAUUAUCAAUGUGCAGAGGACAGGACAGCCGCUACCACAGAGCAUCCAGCAGGCAAUGCGCUAUAUUCGCAGCCAGUGCCUUGACCAGGUGGGAAUCUUCAGGAAAUCCGGGGUGAAAUCUCGCAUCCAGGUCCUGCGGCAGAUGAACGAGUCCUCUCCGGACCAUGUCAGUUAUGUGGGACAAUCUGCCUAUGAUGUGGCUGACCUGCUGAAGCAGUACUUCAGAGAUCUGCCCGAGCCCAUCUUCACUAGCAAACUGACCGACACAUUCCUGCAAAUCUAUCAGUAUGUACCCAAGGAGCAGAGGCUGCGGGCAGUCCAAGCUGCUAUCCUGCUCAUGCCAGAUGAAAACCGAGAAGUUCUGCAGACGCUACUGUAUUUCCUAAGUGAUAUCUCCUCUGCUCAGGUCAACCAGAUGACACCUGGGAACCUGGCUGUUUGCUUGGCACCGUCUCUUUUCCAUCUCAAUAUCUCCAAGAAAGAGAGCUCUUCCCCCAGGGUCAUGCAGAGGAGAGGAACAUCUGGAAAACCUGGCCAUAAGGACCUUAGUGAGAACCUGGCUGCCACUCAAGGGUUGUUGCAUAUGAUAACUGAAUGCAAGAAACUUUUCCAGAUCCCUCACGACAUGAUGCUUCAGUCACGCAAUUCGUAUGUAGCUGCAGAUGCUCAUCCUUUGUCCCUGGAUGAACUUGCUGGUGUCCCCGAGGGAGAACCCCAAGAGCUGUCAUCUGUCCUGGAUAACUGUAUUCAAAGUCUCCUUCAGGAGUCUGCAGAGCGCUUCAAAGGGUGGGUGACCAUGUCCAGCCCAGAGAACACAGAAUUGUCUUGUAAAAAGCUUGGGGACGGAAGUCCUUUGCGCUUGUGGAAAGUGUCAACUGAAGUUGAAGCUCCUCCCAGUUCUCUGCUACACCGGGUGCUAAGAGAGAGACACCUUUGGGAUGAUGAUCUCCUGCAGGGGAAAGUAGUGGAGACCCUGGGGCAAAACACUGAGAUAUUUCAUUAUGUGACUGACAGCAUGGCCCCUCUUCCACGGAGGCAGUUCCUCGUACUCAGGAAGUGGCGCACUGACCUACCCAGAGGAGGCUGCCUUCUUGUUUCCACAUCUAUUGACCACACUACCAGGCAGCUGGACGAAGGAGUACAAGCUGUCAUUUUGAGCUCCCAGUAUCUUAUGGAACCAUGCGGAAUGGGGCGAUCUAAGCUAACAUACAUCUGCAGGACUGACCUACGGGGCCGAUCCCCCGACUGGUACAACAAAGUCUUUGGACACUUGUGUGCCAUGGAAAUUGCACGUAUUCGGAACUCUUUCCCUCCGCUAAAUCCAUGUGGGCCGGAGACAAAAUUGUGAGAGGAAGUAUUCCAAAGGGUAGGCUCUACACCCAGUGUCGGACACUAGUAAACUUAUCUGUUUGCCAGAAUGGAGCCAUCAUUGGAGUGUCAUAACCAGAGUGCACAGCACAGUUGUACAGAUGUUUUAUGAGCUAACUUUACAUGGAACGUCUGCCCGAGGAGAACAUGGUCAACAUGAAAAUAACAGAUUAUAUGCAAUGGAGGAGAACAUUGUCUGGUCAAGUAAUAGAUGGUAAUUCAUAGAAAGUGUAUGGUCUAUACAGACCCGACAAACUCACAGCAUUUCAUAAAACAUCCAGCAGAGGAAACCUGGUGAAUUUGCAGUGAACCCAACUGCCCGUUAUCCUGUUGAGCAGCAGGGCAGUACCAUGUAUCAUGUACACGAGAAAGAGGAGAUGUUUCAAGCUGCCAUGUCCAUGAACAGAAUCCUAAUAAUAAUGGAAUAUACAGACAAAGAGAAUUUUUAUCUGAAAGCGCCUUGUGGACUCCAUAUUGUUCUGCUGGCAGCUUUUAUCUACGAUGACCGCAGUCGCACAUACCAAGAACACUUUGCACUGCUCUUCAGGAAGGCAUUAACUAGGAUCAGUAUUAUUAUGAAAUAAGUGAUUAUAUUUUUAUCUGUGUCUUUAUAUGUGUUUUUACCUGUAAGCAGGCUUUCUAUGUCUGUCCCGUCAGUGUUCAUGUGAGGUGGGUGAGGGGCUUCCUGUGUAACAGGCAGUUGAAUAUUAAGGGUGCAGAGCAUUAGUCUGUGUGUGUGCGUCUGUGCUUUAAACAUGUAGAAAUAUUUAUGGUACCUGCUUAAAAGUAGAACGCAACUAAUUCUAGCAUAGAUCAUGACUGUCUGGAUUUCCGCAGACGUCGUUUAGAGAGAGUUGCACGCUAAGGUUUAGACAAUGACCCUGACUGUCUUUCCCUUGCACGCAGUUACACGCUGGGUUUGCAGGAGAGAAAUCCAUUGUACAAGAACGGGUUGCCACAUUGGCACUACAUAAUACAUAAUAGGUGGAAAUGCUAGUGAAAUGACAGUUAGAAUUGUAUAAUACCCCAUGAGGAAUUGAGUUUGGCACAACUGACUUUCAUUAGAAUAAAUCCCCGUGCACAAGAGACACUGCCACAAUGUGGCUACGCACGGUUUUAGUACAAUGACCAAAUCAUGACAGGGUGGUAUUGCCACUGCAGACUAUUCCAUUGACAGCACCCCCCCCCCCCCUUAAUUCCACAAAAGCUAGGAUAGAGCUUUAAGGGGCCAUUGUCCUUUCUGAGUAGUCGUCUCUUGCCGGGAGGGGGUGAGCAGUUUCCCCCUUACAGAAAUGUUACUUUCCCUUAGCACAGAUUCUGUUGCAUGAGCUGUCAGGGCUGUAUAGCUAUGCAAUGGCCAAACUCUGCCAGUAGGAUAUUGCUUAGUACGUGUGUGUGAGAAUAUUGCAUGUGUUAGAUGCUUCCGUGGUGAUGGGGACCAUAAUUCUCCUGUACUGUCAACCAUACUGCUUUUUUAAUUGCCCGCUUUAAAGGGUCAGUAACACCUGUGUUAGCGCUCAGUGCUGCUGCGAAGCUGUUCUGAUUUCUUGCACCCCAUUAAAAGGACAGGAGGGAAAGUUCUUCAGUGGAAGGAUACACGUGUUGACAGUAUCUUUUCAAAAUGUCUUUACUUUUCAUUUAAUAGGGAUUUCUGGUUACCAUUGAAAACAUUAGGCCUUGAGAGUGAGUGGGUUGGAAGGGUGAUUCAAAUUGGAAGGGAAACAAAUAAGGAAAUACAGGGCAGUAAAUGAAGUGUAACUAUGGGGAGCUGACCUUGUGACUGAGGGGGGACCCCAAUAGGGCCGGUGGGAUGGUGUUUUGCAGGUUGAGCUUGCACAGGAGUGUGGGGAUGGUGCAGCAAAGGGACUUUGUGUGUGUUUUUGUUUAUUUGGCUGUGGGGCCUAAGAUUUCGACGACAAAGGUUUAUCCAUAUAAAGAUAAUCUCAAAAGAAGAACAGUGCUCUGUGUGCGGGUGUUACUGGCCCAUUCAUGCAGUCCAGAAGCAAUAAUAGAAAUCCGUUUCCCUCGCUUUUAGUCCCUGAUUUCAGGAUAAAUCUGCCUUUCUCAUAAACCAAAUGUCUAAAGGUGAUUUUGUUCUAUAAAUAAUGUACAGUUAAAUGAUAAUAUAUUGUUUUUAUACUGUCCUGCCACCAGAUGACUGUGCCGGCUACAGCGGCGCAGAUUCUCAUCAAUGUUUUUAUUUAAGGGAAGUUUUGUAAUAUAAUCUGCUUUUAUUGACAGGAGAUAUAAUAUAAUCCCCCAAAAUAUCAUA
This is a messenger RNA of Xenopus laevis (African clawed frog), 6198 nucleotides long. RefSeq names its product StAR related lipid transfer domain containing 8 L homeolog (gene stard8.L). NCBI's taxonomy places the organism in Eukaryota, Metazoa, Chordata, Amphibia, Anura, Pipidae. Bases 484 to 3906 code for a protein of 1140 amino acids. Gene Ontology annotation, molecular function: GTPase activator activity; lipid binding. Gene Ontology annotation, biological process: actin cytoskeleton organization; signal transduction; regulation of Rho protein signal transduction. The record is from RefSeq and is a predicted model, not a curated record. The transcript is spliced from 16 exons.